Tupaia belangeri chinensis (Chinese tree shrew) is the source of this 2478-nucleotide messenger RNA. It is a transcript of the gene CFB, whose product is annotated as complement factor B. Gene Ontology annotation, cellular component: extracellular exosome; extracellular region. Gene Ontology annotation, biological process: response to bacterium; proteolysis; complement activation. The record is from RefSeq and is a predicted model, not a curated record. Gene Ontology annotation, molecular function: serine-type endopeptidase activity. The annotation marks the transcript as partial. The transcript is spliced from 18 exons. NCBI's taxonomy places the organism in Eukaryota, Metazoa, Chordata, Mammalia, Scandentia, Tupaiidae.
CAGGCGGGGUGAGCUGCAGGUGCCAGAACACAGAUUGCAUAUAAGGCUGGGGGCUGGUGGGGGCAGGGGAAGGGAGUGCACCAGACCCAGGUCUGGAGUUUCAGAUUGGACGCUGAGCCCUGCGGACACUCCGAGAAGGCUGGGGCUGGCCAACCUGACAUCGUCCCGGCUUCUGUCCUGCCCUCCAUAGCCAUGGGGAGCCAUCUCAGCCCCCAGCUCUGCCUGCUGUCCUUGGUCUUGGGCCUCCUGUCUGGAGGCGUGAGCGCGACCCCAGUGCCUGCAGACCAGUCCCAGAGAUCCUGUUCUCCGGAGGAGGCUGCGAUCAAAGGCGGCUCCUUCCGGCUCCUGCAGGAGGGCCGCACCCUGGAGUACGUGUGUCCCUCUGGCUUCUACCCGUACCCCGCUCAGACGCGCACCUGCAGGUCCACGGGGUCUUGGAACACUCUGAAGACCCAAGACCAGAAGAUAGUCAAGAAGGCCGAGUGCAGAGCCAUCCGCUGCCCGCGGCCGCAGGACUUUGAGAACGGGGAAUACUGGCCCCGGGCGCCCUACUACAACCUGAGCGACGAGAUCUCGUUCAGCUGUUACGACGGUUACAAGCUCCGGGGCUCUGCCAACCGCACCUGCCAGGCCAACGGCCGGUGGGACGGGCAGACGGCCAUCUGUGAUGAUGGAGCGGGGUACUGCCCCAACCCAGGCAUCCCCCUCGGCACGAGGAAGGUGGGCAGCCAGUACCGCCUGGAGGACAGCGUCACUUACUACUGCAGCCGGGGGCUCACCCUGCGCGGGUCCCAGCGGCGAACGUGCCAGGAAGGUGGCUCUUGGAGUGGGACGGAGCCUUCCUGCCAAGACUCCUUCAUGUACGACACCCCUCAAGAGGUGGCCGAAGCCUUCCUGUCUUCCCUGACGGAGACCAUAGAAGGAGUUGAUGCCGAGGACGGGCACAGCCCAGGGGAGCAGCACAAGCGGAAGAUCAUCAUCGACCCCUCGGGCUCCAUGAACAUCUACCUGGUGUUGGACGGAUCUGACAGCAUCGGGGCCAGGAACUUCACGGGGGCCAAGAGGUGUCUCACCAAUCUGAUUGAGAAGGUGGCCAGUUACGGGGUGAAACCAAAAUACGGUCUCGUGACAUAUGCCACAGUCCCCAAAGUUUUGGUCAGAGUGUCUGACCCAAGGAGCAGCGAUGCAGACUGGGUCACGCAGAAGCUUAACGAGAUCAGUUAUGAAGACCACAAGCUGAAGUCAGGGACCAACACCAAGAGGGCCCUCCAGGCAGUCUACAGCAUGAUGAGCUGGGCAGGGGACCACCCCCCGGAGGGCUGGAACCGCACCCGCCACGUCAUCAUCCUCAUGACCGACGGCUUGCACAACAUGGGCGGGGACCCAGUCACUGUCAUCGAUGAGAUCCGGAACUUGCUGGACAUCGGCAGGGAUCGUAAAAACCCAAGGGAGGAUUAUCUGGACGUCUACGUGUUUGGGGUCGGGCCUCUGGUGGAUCAAGUGAAUAUCAACGCUUUGGCUUCCAAGAAGGAGAAAGAGCAGCACGUGUUCAAAGUCAGGGACAUGGAGAACCUGGAGGACGUUUUCUACCAAAUGAUCGAUGAAACCAAGUCUCUGGGUCUCUGCGGCAUGGUCUGGGAGCACAAGCAAGGCACCGACUACCACAAGCAGCCGUGGCAGGCCAAGAUCUCCGUGACUCGCCCUCUGAAGGGACACGAGAACUGCAUGGGGGCCGUGGUGUCCGAGUACUUUGUGCUGACAGCGGCCCACUGCUUCACUGUGGAAGACCAGAAACACUCCAUCAAGGUCAGCGUGGGAGGGAAGAGGAAGGACCUGGAGGUAGAAGAAGUCCUAUUCCACCCUAACUACAACAUCAACGGGAAAAAGGCAGCCGGCAUUCCCGAGUUUUACGACUACGACGUGGCCCUGAUCAAACUCAAGAACAAGCUGCACUACGACCAGACCCUGAGGCCCAUCUGUCUCCCCUGUACGGAGGGGACAACUCGAGCUCUGAGGCUCCCUCCGACGACCACUUGCCAGCAACAGAAGGAAGAACUGCUCCCUGCAAAGGACGUCAAAGCUCUGUUUGUGUCUGAGGAGCAGAAGAAGCUGACCCGAAAGGAGGUCUACAUCAAGAACGGCGAUAAGAAAGCCAGCUGUGAGAGAGAUGCUCGCUACGCCGCAGGCUAUGACAAGGUCAAGGACAUCUCUGAGGUGGUCACCCCCCGGUUCCUCUGCACGGGAGGAGUACAACCCUACGCUGACUACAACACCUGCAAAGGCGAUUCUGGCGGCCCCCUGAUCAUUCACAAGAGGAGUCGCUUCAUUCAGGUCGGCGUCAUCAGCUGGGGAGUGGUGGAUGUCUGUAAGAACCAGAGGCGGGAACAGCAGGUACCUGCUCACGCGCGCGACUUUCACAUCAACCUCUUCCACGUGCUGCCCUGGCUCAAAGAGAAACUCAAAGAUGAAGACCUGGCA